Messenger RNA from Mya arenaria, 984 nucleotides. RefSeq lists its product as uncharacterized. Lineage: Eukaryota; Metazoa; Mollusca; Bivalvia; Myida; Myidae. The record is from RefSeq and is a predicted model, not a curated record. The coding region runs from base 1 to 984 and encodes 327 amino acids. The transcript has 3 exons.
AUGGCGAAGGCUGAUGCCGACGUUGACAACGACAACGUUGAUGCCGACGACACUUACAAUGAGGAUGAAUCCGACGACAACGACGACGCUGACACCGACGAUGCUGAUGCUGACGCCGACGACACUUACAAUGACGAUGAAACCGACGACGCUGACGCCGACAAACCUGACACCGAUGCUCACACCGACGACACUUACACCGACGAUGCUAACGCCGACGAUGACACCUACACUGAUGACGACACCGACGAACCUGACGCCGGUACUAAAACCGACGAUACCGGGGACACUGACACCGACUGUGACAACGACGACACCGACAACACUGACACUGACACCGACAAUGACACCGACGACAUCGAUGAACCUGCCGCUGACGCUGACACCGACGACGUUUCUGACGGGAAUCGUCUUCUUGCAUGUGUAAUUAUAGUCACACAAGUGUUUAUUUUACCAAAAUAUGUUAACGGCAAGAUCAGACUCAUCCCACUCCAAAGGAAAACUUACAUUGACGAUUUUCUUCAUAGUAAAAUACAACCACCUGAAUUUCAAGAGAGAGAUUUUACUCCUGAUCAGAUCAAUGCAAAUGAAGAUAAUCCAUACUUCAUCUUACAAAGUCACAAACCAACAUAUGAAGAUGGUUCAUAUUUGCGCAAAAGGACAAUACCGUUGGACGUCAACAGCAUUCUAUUACCCGAAGCAGCGUCUAGGAUGUUUGAAACGGAGGAACCAUCUGCUACCGUAGAAUAUGCAACUUUGCAACCGCUCAGAACUAGACCUAAACCGAUUAAAAGCUUGUCUUUUGUAUCGCCCUUCGUGCCGUCCAGAUUUUACGCAAAGCGAAGUCAAGUUUUGUCAGAAGACCAUCCUACAGAAGUGGAUCCGAAUGAUGAAGAAAUUGUGGACGAUUCUUACAUUGCACAUGUUUUUGGGCGUCGUAAGAGAGAUGAUGAUAGCUUCAAAAAUAAAAAGAUGAUUACGUGA